Molecule: messenger RNA, 2319 nt
Organism: Pelobates fuscus (common spadefoot toad)
Lineage: Eukaryota; Metazoa; Chordata; Amphibia; Anura; Pelobatidae
Gene: STK26
Product: serine/threonine kinase 26
Exons: 11
Coding region: 237-1478 (413 amino acids)
Biological process (GO): negative regulation of cell migration; protein phosphorylation
Cellular component (GO): cytoplasm
Molecular function (GO): protein serine/threonine kinase activity; ATP binding
Source: RefSeq, a predicted model, not a curated record
AGUUGCAGCAAGUCCUCCCGUCCUCUCCCAACAUGGCGCCGCUAACCUGCUGAGCUGCCCCAGCUCCCGGUCCCGCAGCCCCCCCCUUCACCGAGACAUGCUCGCAGCGCCCGCCGGACAGCCCUAGCCAGCCAGCCGAGCUCCGGAGCCGCACACAGACCGCAGUUCGGGCCCAGCCCCGGAGCCCUCCUUUCACAGCACAGCCGGAGCAGGAGGCCCUAGCAGCCGCCGCCGCCAUGGCUCACUCCCCGGUAGCUGUCCAAGUCCCCGGGAUGCAGAACCACCGAGCUGAUCCAGAAGAGUUAUUUACGAAGCUGGAACGCAUUGGGAAGGGUUCUUUUGGAGAAGUAUUUAAAGGAAUUGAUAACCGGACUCAGCAUGUGGUUGCUAUUAAAAUUAUCGACCUGGAAGAAGCAGAGGAUGAAAUAGAAGAUAUACAGCAAGAAAUAACAGUCCUUAGCCAGUGCGACAGCCCGUAUGUGACUAAAUACUAUGGAUCCUAUUUGAAGGGCACGAAGCUGUGGAUCAUAAUGGAAUAUUUAGGCGGCGGGUCUGCCUUAGAUCUACUGCGUGUUGGUCCAUUUGAUGAAUUUCAGAUUGCUACCAUGUUGAAAGAAAUCCUGAAAGGUCUAGAUUAUCUUCACUCUGAGAAUAAAAUCCACAGGGACAUCAAAGCUGCCAAUGUCCUGCUUUCAGAACAAGGAGAUGUAAAACUGGCUGACUUUGGAGUUGCUGGACAACUUACAGAUACACAAAUUAAACGAAACACAUUUGUUGGCACACCUUUCUGGAUGGCUCCAGAGGUCAUACAGCAGUCUGCCUAUGAUUCUAAGGCUGAUAUUUGGUCUCUGGGAAUUACUGCAAUUGAACUUGCCAAAGGCGAGCCCCCCAAUUCUGAUAUGCAUCCCAUGAGGGUCCUGUUUCUCAUCCCGAAAAACAACCCACCCACUUUAACUGGAGACUUUAGUAAACCAUUCAAAGAGUUUAUUGAUGCCUGCUUAAAUAAGGAUCCCACGUUUCGUCCAACUGCAAAAGAAUUGCUGAAGCACAAAUUUAUUGUGAAGAAUGCCAAGAGGACAUCUUACCUAACAGAGCUGAUUGACAGGUUUAAGAGAUGGAAGGCAGAGGGACACAGUGACUCUGGAUCAGACGAUUCUGAUUCCGAGACCAACAAUAAAGAGAAUAACCUGCACCCAGAGUGGAACUUUACUACGGUUCGGAAGAAGCCAGAUGCAAAGAAAUUGCCGAAUGGAACAGACCAAGAACUUGUGACCGCUUUGAGCUCUUUAUCUGUAAUUAUUGCACCCGUGUUUGCUGAGCUUAAACAACAAGACCGGAAUAACACAGUGAGAAAAAAUGCAAUUGAAGAACUUGAGAAGAGCAUGAAUAUUGCUGAGACCACUUAUCCAGGGAUAACUGACAAGAUGGUAAAGAAACUCAUGGAGAAGUUCCAAAAGUUUUCCGUCAGUGACUCCUAAGUGUCUUCUGAUGACUAUGACAUCACUGUUAUCAGAAAAGGAGAGGGAUACCCACCAAAACUACUCCAAGCCUGGCCAUGCUUAGCUUUUUCAGCUCCUUGUGCCUUUUGGAUCUUUGCAAAAUACAACAUUGACCAUGAUCAACAUUUACGAAGCUCCAAUUUUCUUUUUCUUUUUUUUUUUUUCUCCCUCAUUUCUUUUUCCUUUUUUUGUGAUAGUGUAAAUGGUUUUAUAUUUUCAGGAAAUAAUUUUGUAAAGACUGAUAACUUUUAUUACUGUUUUCAUCUUUUGUUUAAUCCUGUAAAUGUCGAUUUGCUGUUUUGCUCUUGGGUAACAGUUGCUGAGUUAGUGAGAUGUGCAAGUAACAUUAUGUUGUGAUUGUGUUGCACUGUACACUGAUGGAAUCUACUGGUUUUUUUUUUUUUUCUUCAUGAAUUUUUUUUUGUUUUGUUUUUUUUUGGGUAAACUUUAGCCAUUUCUUUAGAGUUGAAAUAAGUGGUGGGAUGUAGGGAGUGGACUACAGCACUUCCACUUAGCAGGGGUAAAUUGUUGCUGCUGUACAGUAAAGCAUUUACUUGUGACACCUCUGACUCGUAUAGACCAUGAGCAGGCUCUCAUCUGUACUAAACUUUCAUCAUACUAGUUAAAUUGCCACAACAUUUAACUCAUUGUGUGCCAGAGAGGCAUCAAAGUGACCUUUUUGGCCCACAAGCGUUAAGGUUCUAAUCAGCUUUCCUUUUCGAUUGACUAUGCCAAGUGGCACAUACAAGAACACAUAUCACUACACUGCUCUCUCACUGUGCAUAAUUUUUUUUUUUUUAAAGCAUCCAGGGUAUAUGGU